This is a messenger RNA of Ceraceosorus bombacis, 4510 nucleotides long. The record is from the annotation of a GenBank genome assembly. Lineage: Eukaryota; Fungi; Basidiomycota; Exobasidiomycetes; Ceraceosorales; Ceraceosoraceae.
AUGCCACACACCGCUUCCGAUCAAUGGCGCUCCGCUGAGUCUCUGUUAGAGCACCUGCGUUCCGUUUGCGACGAAGAAUCGGGUGAUCUGCUCAAACUUGACCAACACGAGAGUGAAGUCAUGGUGAGUGGAUGGUGGAUCUGGUGCACCGCACAUGCUCGCAGCUAAUCGCUGGUCAGCGUCUCGCCGUGCGCAGCUUUUAUUCAGCGAGAACCUGCCUGCGCUGCAUGACGCAUACAUCGAUGCAGGACUGCCAUUGCCUGCCACCGCUCCAUGCUCCACCACAAUGCCUGCUUAUGCCAACACCACCAGUGUUCGAGCGAGCCCUCACCCAGUGCGAUUCGAAGGAGCUAGAGUACCUUUUUUGCCAGCCAGCUCGAGGAGUCACACAAGCCAGAACGCCAAACAGAAACAUUCCGAACUCUCCUCUCGCUUGCAUCGGUUCUGCGACGUCGUGAAAGCACGAGCUCAAGAGGCGCUGCAAGAAUUAGCUGCCAAUACUAGCCAGGGUAAGACCAGUGAGUCUCGUGUCCGAGUCCUCCCACUGAGACGCUAGCCUCGUGCCCAAUCGUCCGCAGAUCUUGAAGACUUGUCUCUGUCGUCGUCUUCGACCGUCGAACGUUGCGGUGCUGGCAGUCAGGAUAGCGGCGUCGCGGGAGGGAGUAUGGGAAACGACGAUUGCAGUGCCGAUCAGAUGUCGCAAGCUGUGCCUCUGCCGCUUGCCCCUCUCCCAAUUUUUGGCAGACUAGAGCACCAUGAACCGAGAUCAACUUGGCAACGACGUAGGCCCUCUCCUGAAUUCUACGAUGCUCUGGAUGAUGAUCCCAUUCCAGAAGAUCGCCCUUCACCCACAAAGAAGGUCAAGAGAGAUGUGCAGCCUCAAACAAGUACCGUGAAUGCGAUGGGCACAGCGCGCACCUCUUCGCCGACUCAAUCACCUUCCAUCGGCCCACAUUCGGGUCGCUCUGCCGCUUAUCGCAUCGCUGAUCCUGGACUGCUUCAGCGACGCCUAGACCCGAAUGCCCGUUCACCUCAGGGUGUCCCGUGGCUCAUACAAUUCUACCUAGCCGGUCUGGUGUCGAGGAAGCGGCUUGACUGGGACAAACUUUCGAGGUCUGAUCUUCUCAAGCAAUUGCGGCAGCCGACUGCCAUGGAUGCGGUUGAGCGGUUGCUGCAGCCAGCCAAUCGCGCUCUCUUGUGGAAAGGCUCCCUGGAUGGGUGCCCCUUCCCGAAGAGCGUUCUCUCCGCUUUCAAGCAGUAUGACGAGGAGCGUUCCUCGGGACAGAAGGGCCGCAUCUGUCUUCGAGGCAUAGUCGCGAACGAGGCCUCAGAACGCUUCUCCGUCAGGCUAGCGCCGCCAAAGCUGUCCCCGAGCACAAGGGUGAGUCGGUAUGGACUCAAAAUAGAGUCUUUAUGUUGACACUCCACUUCCAUCAGGUUACCAGAAGGUUCGGCAGCACUAGCGUUCUCCGCCUGCGCUUCGAUGAGAAGACGGCCAAAAGUGUGUGGGACCCAAAGCAGGCCAGAGCGUUGCGAGAUUUCCUCUGCCUGCCCAUCAUCCUAUGUGGUCGUACAUAUCGCGCUUUCACAGUGCGCGACGGAGCUGUGCUAUUCUUUGCCAUUGACGGUGCCGCUCUGCCACCCGACCAUCCACAGUGCAUAUGGGAGCUGUACAGCUGGAUGGGAGAGUGGCGGCACAAUGAGGAGUCUUUGCUCGUCAAGUAUCUGAGUCGAGCAGCGCUCAUCACCUCAAAGACGGUCGCCGGCGUCAUCAUUCCUCAGAUCCACUACGAACAGGAUCUCGAGAAUACAGAAGCUGGAAAUGUCGGAAGCGUCAUGACGGAUGGCGCCGGCUCGAUCACGAGAAGUGCUCUGUGCGCCCUCGCCCAGGAACUUGGUCUACCUACAAUCCCUGCAGCUUUUCAAGGCCGAUUUGCUGGUGCCAAAGGCGUGUGGUAUGCCGAUGUCGCCAGCACCACGGCGAGCGCGCUCUCCAUCACUUGCCGAGACAGUCAGGUGAAGCUGAAAUUGGGAGAGGCAUCCCUUCGAGACCCAUCUCACAACACCUUUGAUAUCGUCACACCUGCUCGAUCGAGUCUUCCGAGCAAGCUUUCCAAGCAGGUGAGACGGCGCAAUGGUGAAAGCCGCCAUUAUCGGCUGAAGUCGGCCUCUCCGCUUUCCACAGAUUAUUUUGGUGCUGGAACACAAUGGCGUCAGUCCCUCGACCAUCGUCGACUUGCAGACCGCCCAGCUUGAAGCGAUCGCCGGCCGUCUCUGCCUCUUACAGAGCGAGAACGGGUCUUCGGAUUCGAUGCGUGAGCGUCUAGCUAAAGAGGUCGACAUGCUAGGAGGUGUGACUGCUGCGCGGGCACGCCAUGCAGCACCGUGCGAUGCCAGGGCCAAAGGCCUCAGCAGAUUCAGUGCAGACUCGGAUGAUGAAGAUUUGAGCGAUGAUGACGAUGACGCGCCUUCCUCCACCACGAUGGCACCUUCUGCAAGUAGCGACGACAGCGCCGCUGAAUUAUGCUAUCGAGCACGAAGCUUGGGCGUCCAUCAGAGAGCUUAUGAUGCGCUCAUCUCUGGUUUUGAGCCUGCAAGCUGUGCUAUGCUUGCCAGGGCCCUGCGCGACGUCUUGCAAGUGGCUUUGCAGACCAUCAUUCGUGACUUUGCGGUGAGAGCAGCUCGUCGCGCAUCUUUACACACCUCUUGCUCAGAUGACGAGCACUGUUUGACAGGUCCCGGUCGCGCAAAGCGCAGAAGCGAUCGUGAUUCCCGACCCUGCGGGCGUUCUAGAGGAGGGAACCAUACACUUUGGAUUUGGUGAUCAAGCUCCAACCGACCCCGUCACCGGCAUGCGCGUAGGAGUGCUCGAUGACAUGGAUGUCCUCGUUACGCGUCACCCAUGCCUUCUUCCGACGGACAUUCAAAAAGUCAGAGCCGUCAGUCAUCCAGCCUUGGCGGCGUAUCCGGACGUCGUCAUUUUCAGUACGAAGGGUCAGCGGCCUCUUGCCGACAUGCUGAGCGGCGGAGAUUACGAUGGCGAUCUCGUCAGGGUGUUUUGGGGUCCCUUGACCGACGACUUUAAGAACGCACCUGAGCACUUUUCGUGUGCGGAUCCCUCUUGGCAACAGCAAUUCUUUAGGAAGGACAGCCGCAAGGUCUCGCACUUUAUCGAGUCGACGCUACGAGGGGCAAGGGACACCGAUGCGAGGGAUGCCAGAUUGUGCAACGUCAUUUUGGACUCGCUGCUGAGACCGGACUUUCGUGGCGUGUAUGGUCAUUUGCAUCAAGUCGUUCAGUACGAGCAAGGCACUGACUGCGACAAGGCCAAAGAAUUUGCUUUCAAGUGUGAGAGAAUAGAAAGUCGUUGUCAUGCGGUUACCACUCCGACUGACACUUUGGAAUGCUCGCACUCAUACUAGUCAACAACAGCAUGGAUGGAGGCAAGACGGGUCUGACGAUCAAGCCAGAGGUGUUGAGUCGAGACAAGCGCGAAUUUGAUCGCAAAUUGCCGGAUUGGUUCAGGUGGGUCGAAGCGCGGAUGAUCAAGCCAAUGCGGCACAGCUGACAGUCGCUGCGAUGGAGUCUUGCAGCAGGCAUACGUCGGCCGAUGAUGGUCGAAGAGAAGCCCAGCGCGCUUCGCACCUUCCUCCGUACAUUCUUUCGACUCUUGCGGCAGCCGGCGAGAAAGUGAGCGCAAGAUUACGAAGGCUCGGUGCGCAGGAAACUGACCAAUUUGUUGCUGUUUGUCAUUAGACGAGCCGUGCUAUACAGAUCAAAUACCGCCAGGAUCUCGAGGAAAAGGCAGCCGUGGAAGUCGACGCAGACUUGACCGCGCCAUGGUUAGAGGCUAUGACAAAGGGACGUUUACCAGAGUCGCAGAAGAACGCCAUCUUGCAUCACGUUCGGGAGACCCUGAAAGCCUACAGAGACUUGAAACGAUCUUUGGCAGCAGACGCAUCUCGAGAUGAGCGGAGGCGCAACUUUGAAGGAGAAGAUAGGAUCACCCGAUCACCAACGAAGAAUAGGGCGCCAUCAUCACCUUCACAUCCCAGAUCAAGCUCUAGCGCAUCGCCUAGGACUUUUGAGGAGCUCGAAGCGUACUUCCACGCGUGGCCCAGCACACCCUCUGCUUGGUCCAUCGCGAACAUCGACAAGGACAAAGCGGCCGCUCCGAACCCUUUGUCUCUGCUCGAUGCUCAAGAGCUGCAGAGGCUCACGAUCAUCAUUACGAGCUGCGCUCAUCUGCUCGGUGCCGAGGCUAAGCAGCCCUCUUUUGGCUUCGACGUUGCCUGGAAUACGACGCUUGGCAUCAAAGCACAAGCCGUUGGCACUCGUACCGGUGCCGGCACCUUUACCACGUGAGUCGAAUCGUGAAUCCGACUCGUCUCGCUUGCGGUCUCGCAGCGCCCUAGCAUUUUUCUUUUGCGUAUCGCUGAUGAGAUGCAUCUCUUCGAAUCGCAGACCCAACACUACGGCGAUGAAGAUGAAGAUCGGAAGACUCUACUAG